Meriones unguiculatus (Mongolian gerbil) is the source of this 447-nucleotide messenger RNA. Its product is annotated as small ribosomal subunit protein bS21m. Gene Ontology annotation, biological process: translation. Gene Ontology annotation, cellular component: ribosome. The coding region runs from base 79 to 342 and encodes 87 amino acids. NCBI's taxonomy places the organism in Eukaryota, Metazoa, Chordata, Mammalia, Rodentia, Muridae. Gene Ontology annotation, molecular function: structural constituent of ribosome. The record is from RefSeq and is a predicted model, not a curated record. The transcript has a single exon.
CUGAAUUAAGAAUAUUUUAUAGGAGUCCGAGUGCUGAGACCACCAGCUCUUGGAGAAUGAAGAUUUGACUACGAGGCCAUGGCUAACCAUCUGAAGUUCAUUGCCAGGACUGUGAUGGUUCAGGACGGGAAUGUGGAAGGUGCUUACAGGACCCUGAGCAGGAUCCUCAGCAGCGAUGGGCUCACGGAAGCCAUAAAGCACCGACGCUUUUAUGAGAAACCCUUUCGCCGCCGCCAGCGGGAGAGCUAUGAAUCAUGUCGAAGAAUCUACAGCAUGGAAAUGGCUCGAAAGAUCAACUUCGUGAUGCGAAAGAACCGCGCAGAUCCAUGGCUUGGCUGCUAAUGCCUGUGGUCACAUCAAUCCUAUGUUCAGCUCUUUUCUUUAUCCAAUCCCAAUUUCUGUUAUAUUUUUCACAAUAAACUCAGUCACAGGUGAAAAAAAAAAGAA